Molecule: messenger RNA, 5546 nt
Organism: Diorhabda carinulata
Lineage: Eukaryota; Metazoa; Arthropoda; Insecta; Coleoptera; Chrysomelidae
Exons: 9
Coding region: 265-5451 (1728 amino acids)
Source: RefSeq, a predicted model, not a curated record
CGAGAUAGAAGAAAUUGGCAGUUGACAUUGUUAACAUUUGACAGAUCUUUAAAUACCCUUAAUUUAAAUUUGUUUUUAUUUAAAGUCGGUUGAACCUUUCAAAAUACGUUACGAGAUUUUAGUGAUUUAUUAUGUGAACAAAAAAUUUGUAUUUUUUAUAUAUAACCUAUUUAAGGUUAAUACCAUUUGACAAUAUAUCACUUGCCAAAAUUUUUGUGUCAUUCAUUCAUAAAGAUGAUUCUUUAAACAAAUACUAAACAUACAAUGAGUACUACUAAAGACAAAGAAGAUGAAGAUUCGUCGACAAAACAAAUAUUAGAAUAUUAUAGAAAGUACUCCCAAAGCCGAGAUUUACCAAAAUAUUUUUCUGGUUCAGUACAAUAUUUACCCAAAAUAGUAGAUGACGACGAUGAAGAAUCGUUAGAAACACGAACUAUAAACAAUAUAAAAGUUACUGAAUCUGAAAUAGAAAAUUGUGGACCAAAUAUUGAAUUAUCUCCUACAGGAUCUACAACAUCAAACCGUAAAUUGGAGUGGGAUAGCUUAGGAGAUAUUGGUUAUAUUCAAAGAUCCGCUUCACUGCCUAUUUUAACUGGUUUGGAAACCAAAGAACAAAAAGGUAAUAAUAUAAAAAUUGUAAUACUGCCUUAUACUAGUAGUUCAGAAGUUAGUAGUGAAAGAAAUACUUUACAAUCAUCUUUAUCUAGUCAUCUAGAAGAAAAAUGUAUACCAACAACUUCCUCUUCAAUCAGUAAAGAACAACAAAGAUCAUCAACUGACUUAGAAUCUCCUCAAUCUGAUAAGAAAAUUACAGAAUUCCAACAAAGUCUAGAUUCAAUUAAAAAAAAAAUUGGACUUCCCGGGGCACAUUCUACUCCUUAUGAUUCCCAAAGCUGGAGUAAUAAAAAAAUUACUAAAAAACCAAAGGAUUUUGAAAAUUCUAUUGAACAAUUUAAACAAAGUGAUUCAGAUAAAGCAUCUAUAAAUAAAGAGAAAGUAGAUGCAGAUGGAAGUAGAGAAAUUGAUAAACCAUCAAAAAAAGUUGUAAAUUUAUGCCUUACGAAACCUCUACUGUUGGAUUGUUUAUCACAUAUAAACACAAAAAAGCUAACGAUUGGCAUCCAAACGGAUGAUUCACUUCAAGUACCAAAACAACCUCAUCAACUCGUUACGUAUUACAAACACUAUGAUACUUUGAAAGUUUCAAGCGAUUCUGCAAAAUCCACUAGUUCCAACGCUGUUGCUUCAAAAUGUGAUAGCUUUGAAUAUAUCAAAAAUGAUAGCAAUGAUGUUAAAUUGGGUAAUAAUGAUGCUCCUGUGGAAAAUCUUGAAUUGACAAAGAGUAAUAAAAUUAAUGAUCCAGUAAAAUCAGAAAGUUCUCCACAGUCUGAAAAUGAUCUAAAAACUAAUGAUAUAGAAAGGGGUGUAUAUGUAUUACAAAGAUUAAUAAAAUCUAAAAGAUAUGAUUCAACCACGAAGAAAAGGUAUAUCAAAAAAGUUCUACAAAAAAUAACAGAAUCCAAAUAUUUAGGUGAUUCAAGCACAAGUUCAGAUCUCUUCUAUCCGAAGGUUCCACAGGAUCAUAGAAAGAAAUCAUCAACUUCACAUCAAUCUCAAGAAGAAAGAAAAUCUCCAAAGAAAAUUAAAUCUGUUAGUACAGAUUCGGACUUACCAUAUAGAAUGGAAAACAAGGCAAGUCCUUCAAAGAAAAUUGCUUCCUCAUCAGUUAAAGAGCCAAGUAAAAAAGAACAAGCAGCCAAAGAAACGAAAAAAACUCUGUUUACUGUUACAAAUUGUCAAGAAAUCAGCUCUGAUCAAUCCUCAUGUUCUCCGCAAUCUUACCAAAAUUGGAAGAAAUUAAAAACCUUAUCUGAAAAAGUAUUUGAAAGUAACGGACAAACUAUUGGUGGUGGAGAUCAAAUUUCACAGUUUGUCAAUAAAGAGAGAGACUACCAGUUGAAUUGGAUCAACAAAGAAAUAGAUCAUUUAGGAAAAUUGAAACAUAUGUUAGAAAAGAGAAAAAAACCUUGCCACCCUCCAGAAUGUAUGAAAAAAACGUCUGUUUACAUGGUAGCUGCUGGUAACAACGAAAUCGAACGGAACUAUAUCAUAGAAACAAAAUUGGGCAUGCCAAGUUCUGUAAGAAGAAAUUUCAUAUUAAACGGUGAAAGUUAUACCGUAAAAAAUCCUCGCGAAAGCGAUAAAGAAACUGAUCAAAAUGUUGUAACCGACAUACAAGUACUUUCUACAGAUAAAACAACAAACAUCAAAGUUACUACGUUUUGUAAGAUUUGUAAACGAGCUCCAUGUGUAUGUGUAACGAAUUUUCUACAAGGGAUAAGCAACCCUUUCGAAAUCAACCAUAAAGUUGUUAAAGAACAUCUGGAUAUUAAUUCUAAAUCUUGUACUUGCUUAUCUAAUAGUACCAGCAGUUCAAAUACUACCCCCAGUGGUAAAGAAUCAUCGAAAACUAUUUGUAUAGUUUGUCAUAGAUACCCUUGUACGUGUUGUUCUUGUAAACAAACUCACAGUGUUAAGACUUGUUCCGUUUGUCAGUUAUAUUCGUGUAUGUGUGUUAUUAGCCCCAAGGAAUCUGCAACUUUGGAACCGUACGUAGGGACCUUCAUUCCUACAACUCGAAUGGAACAAAAUACAGAUAAACCAGAGGAAAUAUUGUGUUGUAAUUGUGAAAUUUCACCAUGUAAUUGUGGAUCAUCCACUACUUCUACUACGAAUUCGUUAACCAAAGUUUUUAUCGACUGUAAAUGUGGCCCUUCGAGCGAAUGUCAAUGUCCGUUUGUGGAUAAACUCUUGCAGCAUUUCAAUAACGAAAACUUCAAAAGUGAAAAAUCCAAUAUAGGAACUUGUACACUGAGAAAAAAAUCAACAACUGGUACAUAUAACAAACAAUCUACUUCUACAUAUACACCAAGGAAUUUUAAGAACUUACUAAAAGAAGACCAAUGCGUUUGUACAAAAGAAGAAAAGGCCGUAGAUCCCACAAAUAUAUAUUCAACAGAAGAUAAAAGUAUAGGAAAAACUGUUAAAGAAAGUGUAACCCAAAAUGGUGUAAAAUUUAAAACAGCAGAUAAAGCAGUUUCAUCUAGAAAGACCACAAGUGAAAAAGGUGUCGAAUGUAAUUGUGAAACAACGGUUUGUGAUAAAGGUAUUGGUACUAAUAAUAAAAAACCUUGCGUGGACCGUUCAACUUCGCCAAGAACUUGUUUAGUAGAUAAAGGAACCGCUUGUGAUCCCAAAGGAUCACAAGUAGAUCAAUGUACUUCUCCCAAAUGUACCCAAAUGGAUAAAGGAACCACAAGUUAUCCGAAAGGAUCACAAGCAGAUCAAUGUACUGCUCCCAAAUGUUCCCAAAUGGAAAAAGGAACCACAAGUGAUCCCAAAGGGUUGAAAGUAGAUCAGUGUACUUCUCCCAAAUGUUCCCAAAUUGAUAAAGGAACCACAAGUGAUCCCAAAGGGUUAAAAGUAGAUCAGUGUACUUCCCCCAAAUGUUCCCUAAUUGAUAAAGGAACCACAAGUAAUAUCAGAGGGGUUUCAGUGGAUCAAUGUACUUCUUGUACUCCUAUUCUAAUCGAUAGAGGAUCGGGAUAUUCACCGAGAAUAUUAUUGGAUAAAUAUACUUCUUGUGCUCCUCAAAUUGAUAGGGGAGUAGUAUCAGAAACUAGAACCUUUGUUGAUAAAUGUGUGUCUCCAACUCGUUUUAAUGUCGAUAAAGAAACUGAAUGGAUUUCGGGGAGAAUAUCAAGAGAUCAAGGUACUACCACUGGUUGUUCUCAAAUGGAUAGAGGAACUGAAAAUUAUACGAAAAGUUUGUUAAAUCAAUGCGCUGCUACGAUGUUUGCUUCUGGAGAAAAUAGAGACGAGAUGACAAAGGAUGCAUAUAAAGAACCUAGAAUUGGUGUACGAAUCGAAAGAAUUAGACCCAAAUCCCUAAAUAAAUGUACCAACGUCAAUAAAUCAACCAUAACCUCAAAUGAAGUGUGCGUAGGCCCCGAUUACAAAUAUAUUGAAGAUUCUAAAAGAAGAAGAGAAAAUGACAGUUCUAACCUAAACAAAAAUAUUCAAAUGAGAAAAUUUGAUGUGAAAAUGUCACAUGAAGUUGAAUAUACAUCUGUGGAUGUACAAACAGAUUUAUUAUCUAAAAAUAUUUGUACGUGUUCGUCUGGUAGUAAAGAAAAAUUGAAAAAAUCAAACGAUUGUAGAUUGCGAAAGAAAAAAUCCAAAAACGAAAUCUUCUGUCUUUGUAAACCAAAAACAGAAACUAAAAAAAUCUACAAGAUCAUUUGUUUGGAUGAUAAUUCACGUAAAUGUUGCAUUUGUAGUUCGAGUUGUAGGAAACGUACAGUACGUAGUAGAUCUUCGUCUCCUUCGGAUUCAAGGGACAGACGAAAAUUUUGUUGCCAUUGUAAUUCGAUGAAAUGUGGAGCGAAACAUAAAAUUAAGCCUAAUAGUGUGGAUGUGUCAGAAACCGAUGUUUCCGCUACAACAAACUCAUCCUCCAAUUGCACAUGCUGCUGUUGCGAGACCAGCGUGCCCUUGGAGAGGAUAUCAAUGCUAAGAAGCGGCGAUCAAGAAUUUCCAAUAUGUAGAGAAUGCUUCGAUAGACGUCCCGUUUUGACAACAGUUUAUUUCACUGAUGAUGAAUCAUCUUCGAAUAAUCAGAAAUAUUCAAAGGAUUUUAUAAGGAGACACUUAAACUUCUGUACAUGUAAAAAGGAUUCUAAGGAUUUCGAAUAUUGUUCUCACUGUAAGAAUCGAUUGAGAAAAACUCAACAAAGCCGUAAUGGCAUCGCUUAUACUUUGACUUUAGAGGACGAACCUCUAGAAAAUUUCAAAACCAGGACAAAAAAGAAAUUGAAGAAACUGGAAGAGAUAAAAAUUAAAAUACCGAAUCCGUAUAGUAGAAAACAACACAAAAACAUGGAAAACAAUCAUAAGAAAGACGAAGAUAGAAUGAAAAAAAUAGAAAGCGGGGAAAAUAGUGAAGACGAAAGAUUAAACGAAGAAACAUCUUUGAAGAGCAGUGACGCUACGGAUAAUGAAAAUAAUUGUACCUUACAGGAAUAUUUGAAAAGAAAUCGUCCUGGGUUCGUAAACGCUGCGGAAUAUAGAAGAUUGGCGAUGAUGAAUAAUAGGAUCGAAAGGGAAUUGAAUAAGGAUGAUUUGAAAUUGAAAUUUUUGGAAAAAAAUGCGCAAAACAACAAAUUGAAACGUGAAAAGUUAUUUAGCGAAAAGGAAAUGAGGGAUAUCACAAGAAGGAAUUACAAAAAGUUGCCUGAAGUGCAACAGAAAUUAAUCGAUAAGAGAGUUCAAAAAUUGAGGAAUGCCGAUAAGUUUAUGGCAGAUAUGCUAAAAAAGAAAAUUCAAAAUUGUGUUCUGAAAGGCAAAAGCAGUUUUCCUAUCGAUACAAAUAUUAUAAACGUUUACAAUUGAAAUAAGUGAAGGAAUUUAACUUUUAAGUACCUUUUGUAUUGAAAUAUAAGUUAUAUAAUUGUGUAUUUUUUAUAAUUAAAACUUUCUAAAUAUAA